Molecule: messenger RNA, 1865 nt
Organism: Zeugodacus cucurbitae (melon fly)
Lineage: Eukaryota; Metazoa; Arthropoda; Insecta; Diptera; Tephritidae
Exons: 3
Coding region: 527-1630 (367 amino acids)
Source: RefSeq, a predicted model, not a curated record
UUUGUCACUAGAAUUUUUAUGGAGUCAACGAUCGAAUGUGAAAGCCUCUAUCGCUCCAGCAGUCAAAUGUGUAUUUUUUGUGGUUUAUUAACCGAAAGUAACCGAUAAAAAUCGAUAAGCUUUAUUUUAAUACAUAAAUAUGUGUAAUUUACGCUGCAAUAACUUGAUAAUAAAACAAAAUAUCUUGUUAUUUAAGUCAAUUAAUAAAACGGCGACUUGUAGCAUUAAAACAAAAUUAAUUGUAAUUCAGAAGAUCUAAUUAUUUUCAUUCUCUAUUUACAAUCGAUUGAAAACCGUUUGAGAGGAUCGAUAUUUAUACGAAAUAUAUUUGCAACUCUUCAACAGCAGCGGCUGCAAUCAAGAAAUUGUUUAUUGUGGGUUUCGAAUGUUCGCGCCGGUGAAAAAUGUACAAAAAUUGUUAUUAUUUAUAUUUUUAAUAAACAGAAUAUAUUCGGUAAAAUGUCUACCCUACUGUGGUAAUAUGAAUUAAUAUUUUUUUCUUUGAACGGAGGUGUACCUUAGCAAAAUGAUGAGUGACGAUUCAGCUGAUCCUAUCAUCACAGUUACACUGGAAUCCUCAGACGUAGAGGUGUCUCUUGAGAAUCUUGACGCUACUACUAGAAGUUUAUUGAAAAACGGCGGGCCUGGUGCCACCUUACAAAGAUCAAUUUCAUCAUCAAAGAAUUUCUGGAUAGAACUGCCGCAGAUGAUAAUAGUAGAGACUCGCUUUAUUACACAACAAAUAGCGGCACAAAAUCAAAUAUAUUCUGCGCAAACAUUAUUACCCAUAACAGAUCAUAGAGUGGAGAUAGACGCUUAUAAGACUUUUUGUCCGAUCGCAACACAAACAAUAACACCACCGGCAUUAUUAGAUGUGGGCUCUUUAGUAAAACCUGACGUUGUUGAGGUUGGCGUUUGCACCGACAGCCCUACUCCCUGCCGUGAUCGGGCACAACAAACUACAAAAACAUUGUUACAAACAACAACAGUAGGCAUUCAAUGCAAUUUAGAUGACUAUUCAGAAUGGGAGGAAAUAUCAACGUACGAAAUUCAGCUCGAAGCAAAGCAAAGCGCUGAGAAACAGAAAUUUUUAAGAUUUACACGUGAAAAUUCUAUAUUUUACGUGAAUGGCAGAAGGGAGUGCUUGUUGUGUGGAGAAGUUGAGAGCAAUAUGGAACGAAUGCUUUCGCACUUAGCACUCCAUUGGGGUCCUGCUGCACUCUGUGAUGUAUGUGGUUUGCAAUUUCAACAUAGUAGAUUAAUGUCAUUGCAUCAAUGUAAAAUGCGGAGCCAUAAAAGUAAAAAGAGGAAAAAAGUGUAUAAGCAAUGUCCUAUUUUCUGGUGUGGCUCCAUAAAUGAAUCGACGAAGGAGUUGUAUGAACACUUACGUAGACACUUUCGUAUGCGACACCGGCGCGCUUGCGUGACUUUUACACUUGAUCGAACGAUAGUUAUCAAACGGCCUUUUUAUACAAAAACAAAUUGUUUAAAUCGAUGUAAUAUUUGCUUACGUCGUUAUAAAAAUGCACGAAAAUUUACCAAGCAUAGAAAACGUUGCCUUAAAAGGUUUAUAGCACAACUGAAGAUGCAGAAAUUCGUCGAACCUCUACUAGUAUUUAGUAAAAAGUGAAAUCGCCAAAUGUAAUUGAUACGAUCACGAUAAAUGCAGACACCGUCUACCUUCAUCUUUACAAACCGUUUAAACAUAAAGUGAGCUCUUCCUAAUACAUACUACAGAUUUGAUAAUUGUUUAAUGUGAGAGCACAUAAAGUGCUAGUGCAACGUUAUUUUCGAGUUUUUAGUUCAUAGGAUUUAUAUAUUUUUGGAAAUGUUUAAAAAGAAAUAAACAAAGUUGUAUUAAUGAA